AUGCCACGAAUAGCUCCAGUAGAACUCAACCAAUUCCUAGAUGAUCUCGAACUGAACAUCAACAACGACGACAACACCGACUUCAAGAAGCUUGUGCUCUUCUUGUUCAGCUUCACCAGUGAAAAACUACAAGAACUUGCCCAGGAGCCCAAUGAUCCCACCUCCAUUCAGCUACUCCAGCGUCUAGUCUCUGCACUCGAGCUCGUGCUAGGCAAACGGCUCCACCUUUUGAACCUCCGGUUGACUCCCAAAGAUACUACCUCCAUCUCGCAAGAACUACCCAGCGCCAGCGAUUUGCCCCUCUACGAAUGGGCCAUCCAGUUCACUUUACAUCAUCUCCCCAGCCAUUACGAGCCUGAAACGCUCAAUUGCUUGAAGUCCUUCAUAAUAAACAUCAUCAACCUUGUCACCACCAAGCUACACAACCUCAAGUAUUGCAUGCUCAUCCGAGACCAGCUCUUGGCCCUUUUGCAAACCGAUUUAGAUUCCUUACUAAAGACUUUAGUCAACUCCACGGGGGUUUCCUUGCCUAAAUUAGUUGGUACGAUUCAUUUAUUCACCAUUCUCAACGACUAUGACUUAUCAAAUAAAUUGGGCUUGAAUCUUGCCCAUUACCAAUUGAAGUUCGAAAGCUUUGCCAGAAAGAUAUGGUUUCUUUUGAAUGAGAUUUUACCAGUGGCCGAUUCUGACUUCGUGUCGAAGUUGCAGGACUUAAAGUCUCUAUUGAUACUCAACCAGGCAGACAAUUUGGUAUUGAACGAUAUGGUUACCUGGAAUCAGAUUUCAUUUUUAAUCUCAUGGAUUGUGGAAAUUUUGAAUGCCCCGACAACGGGCAAUACGGAAACUACACUUUCAAGGACAAUUAGUACCAGCUUGCUAAAAAUCUUCAAUCAUUGUUUGGAAAAGGGCAUAAUUGACAGUUUGAUUCAUUUUCCCAACUUCUCGGGCGUAUUGUAUAACUUGUGUGAUCAGCAUCGCCCAAACACACACCCAUUUCCCCCUACUAUUCUCAAAACAUUGCAUAUUAUAAACUACUGUUACAGGCUAGCAGUGAAUGAUAAGAUAUUAAUUAACUCUUAUCAAACAUCAACUUUGAAUCAAUUUUUAAUCGUACCAUUUGGUGAAAUCGAGCUCGAUGGCUUAAGAGCUAGAACUUUAGAUCAUUUCGGAGAAAGUAAGACUCAUCAAAUUUCGGAAUUGUUAUUCUACAUGUCAGACAACGGAACAGAUGUAUCGAAUCUUAAUAGCUGGAUUCAAAAAGUUCAGGAAAUGCUAAAAAAUGAUUCGACUUGCUCGAAAUUGAGUAGUCUUCACAUGAUACUAUCUGCAAUGAGUCACUUCCCGUGCUUGGUUAGUAAUGACUAUAAUUUUCAAGCACAAGAGUGUACCAAAUGUGGUACACGAUCGAUGAACAAAAAUCCAUAUGAGGUCAUAAACACACAUAGAAAAACUGUUUUCGAAAAGAACGAGAUUAGUGUGUUUUACAAUGUUAUUUGUCAGCUCUUAGCAUCUGAAAAGCGGUCAAUAAUAGAGAAGAAUCCUGUAUUAGGUUGUGAUUUAUUGCUUUCAAUAUUCAGUCUUUUUAGCAGCUAUGCUCCACCAAUUAAAGGAAAAGAUUUAUCUUCUGAUAUUAUCUUCAGGUUUUUAAUCCAAAUGCUACUACAAAAUAACAACAGGGAAGUAAGGUUAAUCGUCACUCGCAUCUUACCUUUAUACUUGGUUCAGCCAGAAAGCGAACAAACUGAGACUAGUUUCAAAAUUAUUUUCAAACAAAUUUCGUCAAUUGAAUUCAGCACUGAUGAAAGGAGGCAUUUUGGGGAGUCAACCAUCAAGGCCUUUGUCGAACUAGCUAUCAUUUCAGGAGGCGAGAGACUUUGCAUUUUAUUUAUCAAAUUGAUUGAUUUACUAGGUGAGAAUAAUGAUCAACAUGUUAACUAUGUGUACAACGGGUUCCUACAGAUCGCAUCAGCUAAGUCUUUGGCACCUUAUAAAUUACUAUCUCCAUAUCUUCCCAGCAUAGCUGAAGUCAUCAUAAAGAAAACGAGAAUCUUGAAUAGAAUCACAGAGUUGUUGGGCAUUACCAAAAAGUUCUUCUUGAACCGAACUAAAGAAUAUACCACACCCCGCCUAUUGGAAUACUAUAAGGCUGAUUUUAUCCAGGAAAUUGCUGAGGCUGCAGGAAUUUCCAAAUCUGAUCUAAUUAAGAAAAACUUGCCUCGAAUCAUUGCCACAUAUCUUGUCAAAGAUGCUACUAUAAAUGAAAAGUAUAUUAUUAAUGUUUUGAGUAAUAUCAAUCCUAAGUAUAAACAGGUUACUUUAGGGGAUCUCAUUUCACGAGUUGGAGAAAUAACUUGGUUUAUUUUACUUCAAAUUCAAAUAGAUUCGGAUUCGAAGCAGUUCUUAAAUGAGGAGAGAAUAUUGAACGCACUCAAGUAUGUUGCAAAAAUCGCGAUCAAGCAGAAAAGGCUCCAAGUGAAGGAUUCCAAUUUUGACUAUAUUCAACAUCACUUGGGAGAGAAUGUCUUAGAGUUAGUUCAGAAGUUUAGUGAAAAUGUUCAUCAUAUCACCGGUACAAAACCAUUCUUGGAAAAGAUUAGUUCUUUAAGAGCAAUCGAAUUUCUUAUCAACAAGAAUAUUAAAGCUGUCACUACUGCAUUGGGUCAAAUUUCCACUUGUUUACAAGCUUCAUUGGAGAAUCCGGACUUUCAGUAUCUUGCCUUAGAGUGUUGGUUUGGCUUGGUUCAGAACUUGCCUCCAAAUCAUCUUAUCUCUUUGAUUGAUAUAGUAAUAUCUUUGAUUUUCCAGAAAUUCAAUUCCUUUGAAUAUAAAUCGAAGCUCAUUGCUGUCGAAAUCCUCAAGAAGAUAUACGAAGGAAUCAAAAACAAGUAUACCAGAUAUUCGCUAUACUACUUGUCAAUACCGUUUUUGGAUUCCAUUCAAAAGUAUAUGCCAAUAUCGGACUUCAAGAUAACUAAGCAUAUGUCUAGGUUGAGCAUAUUUCAAGAAUUUACCAGACGACUUAAAACCAGUAAUGAGUACGUGGUUCAACAAGCAUUGCAAGAUUUACUGAAUUAUUGUCAAGAAUAUCAAGCUAACUGUCAGGCGGAGUAUUUCCGAGACCCUCUUUUAGAGCCUAGCAUUAGUGAAUUAGUUCGGACAGUCCUUGAUACUGCCUCAAAAUUCAAGAAUAGAAAUGAACUUAUCUCCACAAACUGUGCCAAAGUAUUGUCAACUAUGGGUUCUUUGGACUUUAAUAAGUUUAACUUCAAGUCAGUAAAGAGCCAAAUCAUUGUCAUUCAGGAUUUUAAGGACUACAGGGAAAAUAGUGAGUUCUUGAUUGACUUCAUUGAGAACAUGGUUUUAAAGAUAUUCUGGUCCUCGAAUAAUCCAAUAAAGCAGUUGUUCUCCGCAUAUGCAAUCCAGAAAUUUCUUGAGAUAUUGAACUUAAAUGAUGUGAUGAAUCCUAAUAAAACGAGUCAGGAUCAUCUAAUUGCAGUAUGGAAUAGGUUUAAUGAAGUUUCUAAAUCUACCCUUAUCCCACUCCUUAAUUCAAAGUAUGUGGCACCGAUUUCCAGAUUUGAGCCACUAGGAUUUCCAUACUUCAAAAUUCACAUGAAGUUUGAAGUGUGGUUGGUAGAUUUUACAUCUAAUUUACUUCGAAGACCAUUGAAGAGUGUGUUCGACAAGACAGUCCCGCCUACAAAAGAAACCAUCUUCGAAACUUGCUCAAAGCUAAUCAAAGAUCAAGACAUUUCAUUAUGUCACUAUUUAUUGAAGUAUGUUGCAUUAAGUCAUAUCAUGAAUGGAAAUGAUGAAGUAAUUCUGGACGUUAAAAAAGAGUUCAUGGAAAUAUUGAAUGCAGAUAUUAGGAGUGCUUCUGGUGAUAGGAUGGAACUGUUAAAAAACUGCUAUCAUACCAUUUUUGAGGUAUUGGAUUAUUUCCAUGCUUGGGUUUCGUCAGCAACGCAGUAUCUAAACAAUUCAGCCUUAGACUCGCAAGAAUUGAGUCGCUUCAAGAAGCAUAUAAAGUAUGUUAACAUUUUCCUUGAUUACAUACCAAUGGACUUAAUUGCUAUGAAAUCAUCACAGUGUGAUUCCUAUGAAAGAACUAUCCUAUACUUGGAAAAGUGUUACAGAAGUGGAAGGGUUGAAGAUUCCAUCAUUUCAUCAACACUUCAGUCAAUGUAUGCUAAUAUCAAUGACUUCGAUGCUUUGAACGGAGUAUUGAAAAAGUUUUCGACCAAUAACUUGACCGAAAAACUCAGAACCUUCCAAUAUCAUGAUAAUUGGUCUCUUGCCCAAGAAUCAUUCCAAGUAAUUUGCAACUCGGAAGAUCAAAAAUUCGACAAUAUUGAAAACAAUACCAAGCUUCUCAAGUCUCUUAGUGAUCAUGGCCUUUAUGAAGAAGUCUUGUCUAACUUGGCUGCAAAAUCUGAUUUGAUUAACCUAACUUCGAUUCCACUUGAUUGGUCGAUGGUGGGGCUCCAAGCAUCUGUCCAAGCGGGUGACAUUAAUCAGAUUAAUAAGUGGAUUCUUAUUGCUAGUUCAAUUGGUAAACCAAAAGAUGUGGAAACUCAGAUUGGAUUCGAAUUUGCAAAAGGUAUCAAGUUUCUUUUUGAAGGAAAAAAUGAUGGAUUUGAAAGAUGUAUGGAAAGUAUGUAUCGAACCAUUGGAUCUUCACUAGUUUCUUCGAUAUCUUCUAGUUUUUCCAGAAACACAUAUUUGAUGAACCAGUUACAUGCGAUUUAUGACUUCUCGUUAAUGGUUGCACCUCAAGACGAACUUCGCAAAAAAGACAACGAGAGAAUACUUAAAGCAAGGCUAGAAAAUAUGGAUCAAGGAUUUGACCUGCAAUGGAAGAUACUCACUUUGCAUCAAGUGGCCAACAAAAUAUUGAAGAAUAAAAGUAAAAUCUCAGAAUUGUUGCUCUACUGUUCUUCUCUUGCUAGAAGAAACCAAAGAUUGGAUGUUGCAACAAGAUCUACCAUUAAGGCAAUGGUCCUUGAUGAUCAGAAUGCUAAUAUUGAAUACGCAAAUCUUUUGUGGGCACAAGGAAAGCAAACAGAGGCCAUUAAGUCUUUGAGUGAGAUUAUUGUGGAAUACAAAUUCAAGAAUGAUGAGGCAAAGGCUCAAGCCCAAUUACAGUAUGCAAAGUGGCUUGAUGAGUCGAAUCAUUCGUCAUCUCUGGCCAUCAUCAAUGAGUAUUCCAAAACAAUUGAACUUGAUAAUCGCUGGGAAAAGCCAUAUUAUGACUUGGGAGUUUACUACAGCAAGAUAAUGGAGUCUACAAAGGACCAAUCUGGAUAUUAUGAGCAACAAACUGUUCGAAACUUCUCAAAGGCAUUAGCGGUUGGUAACCUGUACAUUUUUGAAGCAUUGCCUAAAUCUAUUACUAUCUGGCUCGACUUUGCUCAAAGAAGAUCUAAAACGAGAGAGGCAGAAAGAAAAUUAAAUCAAAUAGUGGAAGAUAUUGAUAAGUGCCUAACUACUAUUCCUGCUUACGUUUGGUAUACUGCCAUUACUCAAUUAUUAUCCAGAAUUGUUCAUGAGCACAAACCAUCAUACGAGAAGCUAGCCGCUAUUAUCAGCAACAUCAUCAAGACUUAUCCUAACCAUAGUCUCUGGUAUGUGCUUUCGCAUUCACUGUCAAACGAUUCAGUGAGAAGAGAAAGAGUGAAUACAAUUUUGAAGAAAGUCAAGAAUGAUGAUUCAAGUUAUGGAGUCACCAUAGAGAAUGCCAAAGAGCUAUUUAAUAGUUUGAUCAAGAUUGCAAAUUUCAAAAUUCCAAAAUCCCCAAGAGCGAAAAGGCUUUCAUUAGAAAAAGACUUUAAGGUUACGAAUCUAUCCAACCCUUACACAUCUCUUGUCAUUCCUGUUCGCUCCAAUUUAGAGAUCAGGUUACCCUCUAUUCAAACUUCUAAAUUCAAUGCUUUUCCCAGGUCUGCUUCUAUCACUUUCGAUGGUUUUGAUGACAUUGUUAAUAUUUUCUAUUCGUUACAGAUGCCACGUCAAGUGACCAUAAGAGGAUCUGAUAACCAACCGUACAGGCUUAUGGUUAAACGAGAUGAUACAAGAAAGGAUGCAAAGGUGGUGGAAUUUACUACCAUGAUUAACAGACUACUUUUGAGCAGUACUGAAGCUAGAAAAAGAAAGCUAGUAAUUUCAAACUACUCUGUGGUAGCACUCGCUGAAAACAUGGGAGUAAUUGAGUUUGUAGCUGAUGUGCAAACAAUGAAAAGCAUUAUUAGCGAGCAAAGGAGAAAGAUGGGACUAGUUGUGAAUGAAAGAAAAAUAUUCAUGAAGUUGGAUGAAGCUCAAAAGAUGGUGAAAAGUUCAAAAUCCUCAGACCUACAAACACUUAAUAACUUGACCGAACUAUUCAAAUCAGUCUGCGAAGAAAAUUCACCUGUACUACACAAUUGGUAUAUAGACCAAUUUUCAGAUCCUUCGGCAUGGUAUUUAGCAAGGAAUAGUUUUAUUCGCUCUAGUUCAGUCAUGUCUAUUGUCGGAUACAUCAUUGGCCUUGGUGAUAGACAUUGUGAAAAUAUCCUAUUCUUCAGAAAAAAUGGUUCUGUAUUGCAUAUUGAUUUUGAUUGUUUAUUUGACAAAGGUUCUACUUUGCCAACCCCAGAAAUUGUUCCUUUCAGACUAACACAAAACAUGGUAGAUGCUAUGGGUGUUUGUGGAAUUGAAGGGGGGUUUAGGAUAACUUGUGAGGUAACUGGAUCCAUUCUUAGAGAAAAUGAAGCUCCUUUGAUGAAUAUUCUCGAGACAUUGCUUUACGAUCCAUUGCUUGAUUGGAAGAGUUUGCAAAAGCCCGAGACGCAUUUAUCCAAAGUGAGAAGAAAGCUUCGAGGUUUAGUGAAUGAAAAGGAAGGAUUGCCUAUGAAUAUACAUGGACAAGUGGAUAUAUUGAUCCAGGAAGCUACUUCUGUGGAACGUUUGUCUCAAAUGUAUGGGGGAUGGGCUCCUUACAUAUAG
Suhomyces tanzawaensis NRRL Y-17324 is the source of this 6981-nucleotide messenger RNA. RefSeq names its product protein kinase (gene MEC1). Gene Ontology annotation, molecular function: protein binding; protein serine/threonine kinase activity. The coding region runs from base 1 to 6981 and encodes 2326 amino acids. The transcript has 2 exons. Lineage: Eukaryota; Fungi; Ascomycota; Pichiomycetes; Serinales; Debaryomycetaceae. Gene Ontology annotation, biological process: telomere maintenance; protein phosphorylation; DNA damage checkpoint signaling. The record is from RefSeq and is a predicted model, not a curated record. Gene Ontology annotation, cellular component: nucleus.